Messenger RNA from Brassicogethes aeneus, 1856 nucleotides. The record is from the annotation of a GenBank genome assembly. Lineage: Eukaryota; Metazoa; Arthropoda; Insecta; Coleoptera; Nitidulidae.
UUUUUCUACUGGCUGACCGUGCACUAGCCUGGCAACGCUGUAGCAUGAACGUACGUCGCUUCUUUCUUCUUAGCUUAUAGGUGGCUUGUAAAGGUUUUUGCAGGGAAUUUUGUUUAAAAAUUAAAAUGUGCGAGCCAAGUGACUUAGACAGACAAAUUGAACAGCUAAAAAGGUGCGAGAUAAUAAAAGAAAGCGAAGUGAAGGCUUUAUGUGCGAAAGCAAGGGAAAUUUUGGUGGAAGAAAGCAAUGUGCAGAGAGUGGACUCACCUGUAACGGUCUGCGGUGAUAUCCACGGUCAAUUCUAUGACCUAAAAGAGCUUUUUAAAGUUGGUGGUGAUGUCCCUGAAACAAAUUACCUAUUCAUGGGCGAUUUUGUUGACAGGGGUUUCUACAGUGUUGAGACUUUCCUGUUAUUACUAGCCCUUAAAGUUAGAUAUCCAGACCGCAUAACCUUAAUCAGGGGCAACCACGAGUCAAGGCAGAUUACACAGGUUUACGGUUUUUAUGAUGAGUGUUUGCGUAAAUAUGGUUCGAUUACAGUUUGGAGAUAUUGCACGGAGAUUUUUGAUUAUUUGUCCCUUUCUGCUAUUAUUGAUGGUAAAAUAUUUUGUGUGCACGGUGGGUUAUCUCCAUCUAUACAAACAUUAGAUCAAAUUAGGGUUAUUGAUAGGAAACAGGAAGUGCCUCAUGACGGCCCAAUGUGUGAUUUACUGUGGAGUGACCCUGAAGAUACUCAGGGUUGGGGUGUAUCCCCCAGGGGGGCCGGUUAUUUGUUCGGAUCGGACGUGGUGGCCCAAUUUAAUACUGCAAACGAUAUCGAUAUGAUAUGCAGGGCGCAUCAAUUGGUGAUGGAAGGCUACAAAUGGCACUUUAACGAAACAGUGUUGACUGUCUGGUCGGCGCCGAAUUAUUGCUAUAGAUGUGGCAACGUGGCCGCCAUUUUGGAACUAAACGAGCACCUGCAAAGGGAUUUCACAAUAUUCGAGGCGGCGCCGCAAGAAUCGCGGGGCAUCCCCUCCAAAAAACCGCAAGCCGACUACUUCCUUUAGUUAUCGCGCGCAAUUUUUAAAUUUAGUUUGUAAAAAAAGUUUCCUACCCCACUUUUUUUCCUCGCGUAUUUUAUUAUCCUCAUCCUCAUCAAUUGGAAUCAAAACAAACAUAACAUUCGAUCUUUGCGGAAAAACUUAUAUUUGUCGGGUUUUAUGACACAUUUUUUAAGGUUUCAGUUUUAAAGAAAAAAUAUUUUAAGCGAAUUGCCAUUGAAUAUAUUCGUUUUGUUUUUUUACUAAUUUAAAAAAAUUAUAGGACAACAUUUCUUACUCAGUAUUGUGCUUUUUAUUGUUAUCAAUAAAUUGUGGAAAAACAAAAUAAAAAUAUAGUUUUUUAUAAUUUUUUAAAACCCCGAAAAUUUUAAAUUAUUUGAAAAAAUGUGUCAUAAAAUCCUUUGUAGGGUUUUCACUAAUUGACCUAAACAGUUAAUUAUGGAAAACACUAUACUUCAUAUAUUUGGCGACUGAUACUCAUGUAAUGAUUAAAUACAGUGAGCGACAAAAAAUUGGAACCCCAAAAACUUGCUUUGUCGCCUACUGGAUCUAGUGUUAAGACCUAUCUAGUUUUAAGCCCCAAUUUGACGUUUGUAGGUCAAAUUAUGUUUAAUUUUUUUGUUGUUGUUCCGACAAUAGAUUAGGUUUAUUGAAUUGUACCUACGUUACUUUUAUCAAAUUAAAUGUAUUUUGUCAUUAGGUGUACUUAAUUUUGAAUCUGCAUAUACAUAAUUUCGUGCACCCCUUCCCUUUUACCAUUUUGUACAGAUUAUUUAAAAUAAAUAUCUAUAAAACUGCCAAUUUAAAAGUUUU